Strongylocentrotus purpuratus (purple sea urchin) is the source of this 1701-nucleotide messenger RNA. RefSeq names its product branched-chain-amino-acid aminotransferase-like protein 2. The coding region runs from base 95 to 1078 and encodes 327 amino acids. The record is from RefSeq and is a predicted model, not a curated record. The transcript is spliced from 2 exons. Lineage: Eukaryota; Metazoa; Echinodermata; Echinoidea; Camarodonta; Strongylocentrotidae.
AGUUGAUCAGACUUUGUUACAUGGAAUAAUAACCUUCAACAGGUUCAACCAUUUUUUAGUUUAAACCGAACCUUUGAACCCUGGAAUAUCAAUCAUGGAAUUGCCUUGCAUUGGAAGUGAAAUAGCAGAAGGUACUAUUGCAAGUGAAGGGCGAGCUGCUCGUGAUGAUGGAAGUCGUACAAUUAUCUGGUGUGUACCUCGCUCUGUUUCUACGGCUCUCACAAAGUGUCUUAGUUUCAUUGAAGGCAUCCAAGUGUGGUUAGAACCCUACACUUACUGCAGAAUCACCCAAGUGAAUAUAAAGCAACAGCUAGACCUUGAUGUACCGGCCGAAUACGAAGGGAAUGAAGAGAUUUAUAAACGAAUGGCUGAUCACCUUAAAGAGACCGGGCAGGGGAACGCAACGACACAAGAGAACCUUUCUUAUGCAUCGAUCGGUCGUUUUUUGGAGCAGUCAGUAAGCCGUCAUGUCUUGGUGAAGGAUAUGUCUUUUGCUCUGUCACCCGAACAGUACAAGUUCCUCCCAAAAGGCUUCAAGCAUAUCUUCUUAAUUCGACAUCCUCUCAGAGUGUUUAAUUCGCUUCGAAAAUCAGUAUUUGCCCAACACUCAGCCUUGGGGAUGUUGAAAGGCGAAUCCGCAGUUGAGGAAACGUUCGACGUAGGACGCGACUACCCGUUCCCAAACGCAGGAGGUGGAUCAGUACAUAAAGAUGUUUAUGAAAUGUGGAAGUAUGUCAAAGAAAAUCUAGGUUCCGAAUCCAUCGUAGUCGACAGCGACGAGCUGUUGACGAAUCCAGCCGAAAUACUGCCGAAGAUCUGCCGAGCGGCCGGGCUGCCUUACGACGAAUCGCUCUUGAAGUGGGAUGAGUCUUCCGAAGUAACGAAGAGUUGGAUGGUUCCUUUUGAGGACCUCGUAGAGAAUUUUGUGUACUUCUUCGGCAGAGCUAUCAGAAGCAGCGAAUUUCUGCCGGCAAGCAAGAUGCCAUCACGUGACGACGUUCGACCUGACGUCAUUAGAUAUACCGAUCAGGCUAUGAAGUAUUAUGACGAAAUGUAUGAAGUUAGGAUCAAGGUCUAAGUAACUUAUCCGUCAUAUACCUUGUUAUGAGUUGCUAGUUAGGACACCAGUAUGUGUGAAUCUACCGGUAUAUUAGCAGCCGUGGGACAGGGGCGCACAGUAUUGGGAUUUAAUUAUAAUUAUUUUGUUAUUAUAUCAAUUACCACUGUAUAAUUAUAACCUACAUUGUUUAUUGCUAUAAAUUUAUGAUCACUCACGAAACUAUACCACUUGUUAAUUGACUUGUUUAUAUAAUUGUUUUAUUUAGUUUAAAAUGAAUCGGACUAAUAAUAAGAAAGUUAUGGCAGUGUAUGAGUGUUUGAAACAUGCGAAUCUCAAAUAGGCAAUUUGGUUGACUGGAUUGUGACGAUGCCGCGGAUAAUAAUUAACUCUCUCAUUCGUGUUGCUGUUUUUUCUCCUACGCGGCUUUUCCCUUGGGGAGAUAUUCAAAAUAUAUUGUGGAUAAUAUAUUAUUAAGUGUUCUCUAAAAAUAAAUGACACUCUCGAGUCAUAUAUUUUGAAAAAUUGACGUUUAUGAUUUCAUUUCGUAUGUUGGAACAAUUGGAAAGUUGCGCAGCGCUUCGUCAUAGUGACUCUACCAAUUCAGAAAAUUUGAAGUGCCCAUACGUUCAGUGAUUACAGCU